UUUAUACGCAAGCGGUACUCUUGCAAAAAUAUAAUUUAUAAUUUAAGUUAAUUAAUCAUGAAAAAUGUUUUUUCUUAAAACAGCAGUAUUCAGCUUAUUGGUAAGUGCUGUUUGGUGUAAAAACUCGAGGGAAUUUCCACCUGGUUUUAUAUUUGGCGCCGCCACUGCCUCGUAUCAAAUUGAAGGGGCUUGGAACGUUAGUGAUAAAGGCGAGAGCAUUUGGGAUCGGUUUGUGCAUACCAAUCCUGAUGCAAUAAAGAAUGGUGAAAAUGGAGACGUAGCGGCCGAUUCAUAUCAUAAUUGGCAGCAAGACAUUGAUAUAGCCAGUGACAUAGGACUUCAUUUUUACAGAUUCUCCCUCUCAUGGCCACGUCUCUUGCCAUCUGGAUUUAUAAACAAUAAGAGUGAAGAUGGUAAAAACUACUAUAACAAACUGAUUGAUGGACUCCUAGCUAAGGGGAUAGAGCCUGUUGUCACCUUGUACCAUUGGGACUUGCCACAAUCAAUACAAGAUUUAGGUGGUUGGACAAAUCCAUUGAUAGCCGAUUACUUUGCUGAUUACGCUGAUUACGUUUUCAAUACCUUCGGCGAUCGCGUGAGGACUUGGUUAACUAUAAACGAAGCUAUAUCUGUUUGUGAUUUUGGAUAUAAUAGCGGUCUCACAGCACCUGGUAUUAAGGAACCUAUUUACGGCACAUAUUUAUGUAAUAAACAUAUGCUUAUCGCGCACGCUAAAGCUUAUAGAAUCUACGAUAGGUACUAUCGAUCUACACAACAUGGUAAAGUAUCUUUUGCUAACAAUUUACUAUGGAUAGAACCAUUAACACCCGCUGACGAAGAAUUAGCAGAAUUGGGAUUACAACACUCUGCUGGACGUUACUCGCAUCCAAUAUAUUCCAAGAAAGGUGGUUGGCCACCGUCCAUUGAAAGGUUCAUGGAAGACUACAGCAGAAAACAAGGAUUUAACAUUUCAAGAUUGCCGCGUUUCACUAAAGAAGAAAUUAAAUUAAUAAGAGGGUCGUAUGAUUUCUAUGCGUUCAACCAUUAUACGACGCGUCUCAUCCGCCCCGCACAGCCGGGCGAGGACACGGGUUUUUGGUUCCUGACAGGAUCACCGGAACUCAACGCUGUACUGGUCUCCGAUCCGAGCUGGCCUUCGGGAGCUUCAGAAAUGAUGUUGGUAUAUCCUAAAGGUAUGCGACGUAUGAUAGCCUGGCUAAGAAAGGAAUACGGCGACCUACCCUUCUUCAUCACUGAGAACGGAUAUUCGACAUCAGGACAUAAACUAAAUGAUCCUGACAGGAUCAAAUUUAUCAAAGAUUAUUUGGAACAGGUUCUAUUGUCUAUUUGGGAGGAUGGUGCCAAAGUUUUUGGUUACACAUAUUGGUCACUAAUAGACAAUUUUGAAUGGACAGAUGGAUAUGGGUAUAUAUUUUUAUUUAAAUAAUAGCUGUCGCCCGCG
Messenger RNA from Papilio xuthus (Asian swallowtail), 1462 nucleotides. RefSeq names its product myrosinase 1-like. Gene Ontology annotation, biological process: carbohydrate metabolic process. The transcript is spliced from 10 exons. The record is from RefSeq and is a predicted model, not a curated record. Lineage: Eukaryota; Metazoa; Arthropoda; Insecta; Lepidoptera; Papilionidae. Bases 65 to 1447 code for a protein of 460 amino acids. Gene Ontology annotation, molecular function: beta-glucosidase activity.